Messenger RNA from Drosophila melanogaster (fruit fly), 989 nucleotides. RefSeq names its product peroxin 11c (gene Pex11c). The record is from RefSeq and is marked reviewed. Bases 114 to 815 code for a protein of 233 amino acids. NCBI's taxonomy places the organism in Eukaryota, Metazoa, Arthropoda, Insecta, Diptera, Drosophilidae. The transcript is spliced from 4 exons. Gene Ontology annotation, cellular component: peroxisomal membrane. Gene Ontology annotation, biological process: peroxisome fission.
UGUUGUUGGAUUCCCGAGCGCUCUUGACAAUUUCUUGUAUUUUCGCUGCGGUAUCUCAGUUCGAGUUUUUACGUGAUAUAAAACAGUACCUGGUCUUCAAAAAACGAGCCAUUAUGGGCACCACGACAAAGUUUGUGAACGAGUUCUGUGAUAUUAUCGAUUCCUAUGGCGGGCGAGAUAAGGUGAUGAAGGCAUUGUGCUACAGUGCCAAACUGGUGGCUGGCUACCAUGCCAAGCGGAAUCCGGAACUAGCCAAGCGAUACGCCACCGCCAGCUCAAGGAUCUCAGGUGCGAGAGCCACACUGCGUCUCAUCGACGACAUACCCAUGAUCCAAUAUGCUUUGGAGUAUGGCUUGGGCGAGAAUGAGCCCGAUCGCGUCAUGCAAGUGCUGGGAGUGACGGCCAACAUUGUGGAUUUGCUCUACUAUCCCAUCGAGAAGGUGUGCUGGCUGGCCGAGCACAAGAUUGUGGAUGUCAAGAAUGCGGAUAACUGGGACAAUGUCAACUCCAUAUUCUGGGUGCUUUCGGUGUACCUGAACCUCAUGAGGACAAUGCGGAAUUUUUCACUGAAUCAGGAAAAGCUGAACCGAACGAAUAAUAUAAACGAAUUGGAUGUGAAAACGUUGACCAAGCACCGCCUGGAGAUGGUGUCCAUCGUUCGGAUCUCACUCGACUUUGUGCACGCCGUCAGCACGCUGCCGAAAGGAUAUUUGUGGGGCGGCAAGCUGUCCACCCUGCAGGUGGGUGCUAUUGGCACCUUAUCCGCUGGCCUGGGCAUCUACCAGAUCUUUGCCAAGAGAAGACUGAACAAGUAGUCGGUCCGCCGUUGUAUUUGCAAUCCGUGUACUCGUAUUUGUUGAACAGAAUUUUAAGCUAGUCGGUAAUCGUUUUUGUACGUUGAGUUUUUUGUACGGCACUCGAAAGUGUGUUUAGCCAGUAUGUCCUUUAAAGUAGCACAAAAUACACGCUGAAUAAUUGUAAAAAACAUG